This is a messenger RNA of Chara braunii, 2843 nucleotides long. The record is from the annotation of a GenBank genome assembly. Lineage: Eukaryota; Viridiplantae; Streptophyta; Charophyceae; Charales; Characeae.
GGGCACCUCUCCAAAGCCCUUGCCAGCAAAUCGUUACGCAAAAUCAUACCAACGCGCGCGCGAGCCGCGCCCCCCCACCCCCACCCUACCCCAGAUACGCAUAUACACAAAUCAGAUAGACGCAGACGUUGGGGGUGUUGGGGGGAAGAAAGGCAGGGGGGAGGGAGGGGGGCUCGAUGGCAGGGAAAGGGGCGGCGUCACGAUCCAGAGAGGGAGGGGACGCUGUAGAGGAGGCAGACGGCGGGGACGAUAAAGGGGACAAACGAUUCUCUGACGGCAAGAAGAACGAGACUUCUCCUAAUAUCAGUCCGAGGGACUCGGGGGAGGGCCAUUCAUCAGGUUCUAAUGAGAAUUUCAAAGUGGUGAUCCGCGUACGUCCACCCAUCGAAAGAGAGCUUGAGAACAAGCAAUUCUUGAGUAUCAUCUCUGUUCAGGAGAAUAGGAUGAUUUCAGUUUCUGAGAAUGUUGCGCAGGGUACUAGUUCACAAGCUGGGGGGGGGGGAUCUGGGGGUGCAGAGGCUUCUUCUACUGUUUAUUCCACCCACACAUUCACUUUCGACCACGUGUACGAUCAAUCGUCUGCUCAAGUCACUGUGUACGAUACCUCCGCCAAAGCGGCGGUCUUGUCUUGCCUGAAAGGUUACAAUGCUACGAUUAUCGCGUAUGGUCAGACAGGAACAGGGAAGACGUACACGAUGGAGGGGCGGCCAACACCCGAGCACCGGGGAAUCAUCCCGAGAUCGAUUGAGGACAUCUUUAAUUACAUAGAGAACGACACGACGGCGCGCAGCAAGUACUUAGUGCGAGCGGCGUACCUGCAGAUAUACAACGAAGCCAUUUCGGAUUUGCUGAAGCCAGAGAGGACUAACAUGUCGAUACGGGAAGACAAGAAGAAGGGGGUGUAUGUGGACGGGUUGUCGGAAUGGGUGGUACGGUCGCCAGCGGAGGUGUACGGGUUGAUGGAGAGGGGGGCAAUGCAGAGGGCAACGGGGUCGACGAAGGCGAACGAGCUGUCGAGUAGAAGUCACGCCGUGUUCAUUAUAAUCGCCGAGAAUUCAACGACGCAUGACGUGGGGGGGAAGGAGGAGCUGCCGCCACCGCCAACGCCAGAGUCGGCGAAAGAGAGACUCAGGAGGGAGGCGCUAACGAGCGCGAGGCAGAGUUUUCGGGUAGGGAAGUUGAAUUUGGUGGACCUGGCAGGAUCAGAGCGUGUGCGAACGACGGGAGCGACCGGGAAGAGGCUUGAAGAGAGCAAGAAAAUAAAUCAGUCUCUCUCCUGCCUGGGGAAUGUCAUCUCAGCGCUGACAGAGACAAAGGGGAGACAGCAUAUUCCGUACAGGGAUUCCAAACUUACCAGACAGGUGGAGGAGCAGAAGAGAAGGGCCGAACAAGACAAACUUGCUGCAAUUACAGAGUUGGAGGAGAAGAGUAAGGAGUUCAUGAAUGAGAAACUGGAGAAGCAGCAGUUGGAGCAAAGGAUCACUAAUAUGCAAUCACAGCUGCUGAUUGGUGGUCACAAGAUUGAGGAUACCCCAGCCUUCAGAUCAUUGCUGCAGGCAGAGCACCGAAGGAUUAGGACAGAGUAUGAAACCCGACUGGCAGAGCUGGAAAGAGAGAGGCACAACGUGGAGGAGGAUAAGGCACAGGUGGAUCGAUACAAGCAACUUCUCCUGAAGCAGAGGGAUAUCAUGAUAGCGCUGACAGCACGUCUGAAUGAACGAGACGAACAAAUUCUGGUACUGCAAGAGGAGUUGGAGGCUUAUGACCAUCACCAACGAGCACUGGAGGAUCAGCUGGAUCAGAAGACGGCAGAACUGAUUCACCUCAGAAAGGCUGCGAUGGAGUACUACGCUAACACUCCGAACAAGACGAUGCAGAAACGCAACUCACAACUCAUUGAUGCACUAGGAGCAUGGGGUGUCUCCAUGGAGAAUGCAUUUCAGGCAGGGGCUCAGGUGAGGUACCGCAUCGAGGAGUAUGUAUGGAUGGCAGACACUCUGGUGAAUGCUUGUCUUGCCCUAUCAGUUGUGUCGUGGUCCCGUGUCGGGUCUGUCUUCUCAUGUCAGACGUAUGUGAGUACCGCACCGGUCGAGCCGGAGUCCCAAGUCGCGUUCACCACUUCUUGCAUGGGUGGUGAGGCCAAGCAAUGGGUGUUGGCCGAGGCCAAUGCGGCAGGUUUCGAAGAUAUCGGUGAGUGGGCAAAGACACUGACGCUGAAACAAUUCUUGGCGAAAACCAGGGACCGUUUCCUCGACAAGACGACGGCCGACAAGGCCUUUGACCAAUUGACGUCAAUUGGUCAAAAGCAUUGGACGUUAGUUGAGGCUUUGUCCCGAGAAGUUGAYCGAUUGUUGCAAGUUCCAGGAUUGAACCUGCAGGACAGCCAAGUGUUGUACAUCCAUUCCCGCGCGUUGCCUGAGCCCAUCCGGGGACACUUAGUCACUGAAGCGAAAUCCGGUAAGUACAACUACAGGCAAUUUCGUGACCUUGCCCUGCAGAGGGAACAGAUGACUUCUCAAGUCAAGAAUUCCUAUGCAGCGGUAGUUAAAUCUGGAGGAAGACAGUACAAUGGGAAACGAGUUCUCUGGCGACAGAAGUGCCAGGACCACACCCUUGUCGUCUUUGAUGACGACACAGUGGAAAAUGGCCAAACGAGGAGAAUGAUAACAACAGUGACUCCGGGAAGGGGGAAGUCACUGUUGUUGUGGCCAAUAAGGGAGGACCACCCAGGACAGGAGGGAAGAAACAAAGAGCGUUUCCAUGGCACCGUGGCAUUGCUGAUGGGAAGCCAUGGGUCGAAAUGGGUAUGACUAGAAAGACUUGGCAAGAGCGCAUGGACAAUG